UGGCUGGCCGGUGCGCGGCGAGCCUUGCUUCCGGGCGGCGCUCCGGGUGACGUAGUGAGCGCGCCGCGCCUCGUGGGCUGAGCGACGGCGCGCGAAGUAGAUGGAGGUCAUCUGGGGCGGUGGCUGUGGCGGCGGGGGCUUUGGAAUCACUUGUUAGGCAUCUUGCCUCCCUGCCACCAGGGCCACCAUGGCAGCCCGCCUGGUGAAGCAGUGCACAUGCUUCCUGAGAGAAGCCAUCCGCUUCACACCUGCCUCAUCUCCAGUUGGCCAGUUGAGACUUGCUGGUGUAGCCCAUAGGACUCUGACUUCCUCAACAGUCUCACCCAGUUCCCACUUCCCAGCUUCCUUGACGGGGCUCGUGGAGAAGGAGCCAGUGUUUACUCCCUACCCAGAGCACCAGGAGGUGGACCAGCUGAUUGAAAAAGCUACCAGGCCAGAGGAACUGCUAGAUCUGCUUGGUGCUGGUCACUGCUUGCACCAGAACCAUGCUGCCCUCAUCCUCAUCCAGCUCUCCCGCCUGCUAUUUAAGAAUCCUGAAGACAAAGCCUCUGUCUUGCAGGACGCCCGCUUUCAGCAGCUUCUUCAUCUUGCCAACAGUCAGUUAUCGUCCGUCUGGCACGGAACCCUCGUGAAGCUGCUCAGGAGCCUCUAUGCAUUGGCACUACCCCAGGCCUCCAGUGAACUCCGAUCGGUGGAGCAGGAGGUCCACUGGCGCCUGCACAGGCUUAAGUACAAGCAGUUAGCCUUCCUGGCCGAGUCCUGUGCCACCUACAUGCAGGAGCGGGGCUCCGGAGAGCUACUGGCUGAGCUGCUUGGGCACCUGGAGAGACGCUGGGCAGAAAUCGAAGACAGCCGCAUGGUGGUGGCCAUCAUGAUGAAAACGGGCCACCUUUCUGAGUCACUGAUGAACCGUCUGGAAGACAAGUGCCUGGAGCUGGUGGAGCAGUUUGGCCCUGAUGAACUGCGAAAGGUGUUGGUGACUCUGGCGGCACAUAAUCGGCGGUCUUUGCCCUUGCUGCGGGCCAUCUCCUACCACCUGGUCCAGAAGCCCCUUACUUUGACAAAAGGUGCCCUCUUGGACCUGGUGUACGCCUAUGGCAAACUCAACUUCCACCAGACCCAGGUGUUCCAGCGCCUGGCAGCCGACUUGCUGCCCCACGUGCCCAGCCUGACGCCUGGCCAGGUCGCCCGGUGCGCCAAGUCCUUCACCUUCCUCAAAUGGCUCAGUCUGCCAUUAUUCGAGGCCUUUGCCCAGAACGUCCUUGACAAGGCUGAGACCAUCCCUCUGUCGCAUCUGUGCAACGUGGUCCUGGCAUUUGCCCAUCUGAACUUCCAUCCAGAACAAGAGCAGUUCUUCAGCCUGGUGCACAGGAAGCUAGCAUCAGAGCUGGCAGGCCUGCCCCCAGCUCUCCAGUUGGAUGUGGUGUGGUCCCUGUGUGUGCUGCAGCAGGUGCAGGAGGCAGAGCUACAAGCUGUCCUCUGUCCAGAGUUUCACACCCAAUUUGUAGGUGGCAAGUCUCCAAAGGAUCAGGACGCCCUUCAGAAGCUGCUCCACAUCAACGCCACUGCCCACCUGGAACACCCCGAAUACACAGGCCCUCUCUUGCCAGCCUCAGCCUUGGUCUUCAGACCCACAGACCUUGACCAGAAAGUGACCCCUUUGCAGAAGGAGCUGCAGGAGACUCUGAAGGGGCUUGUGGGAAGUGCAGACAAGGUCUGCUUCACAGUGGCCACACAGUACGGCUGGGUUCUGGAUGCUGAGGUGCUGCUGGAUGCCGAUGGCCAGAGUCUAGCCCCAAGGGACUUCAUCGCUCCUCACGCCCAGCCAGUCGGGAGCCAGCCACUGCCCCCUGGGGCCAAGAGGCUGGCCUUCCUGCGAUGGGAGUUCCCCAACUUCAGCAGCCGGAGCAAGGACUUGCUGGGUCGCUUUGUGCUGGUUCGGCGCCACAUGCUGGCUGCCGGCUUCCUUUUGGUGGAUGUCCCUUACUACGAGUGGCUGGAACUCAAGUCUGAAUGGCAAAAAGGUGCCUACCUCAAGGACAAGAUGCGCAAAGCUGUGGCAGAGGAAAUGGCCAAGUGAUCCUGUCCCCACGGCCUGGACUGUGUGCCCAGCGGCCUGACUGCUGUCUCACCCCGUAGGGCUCACCUUGGGCUCUGGGUGAGGAAGAGGUGUCAGGAUUCAGGAUGGACCUUCUCAGUGCAGGACCUUGGUCAAAAGUGGUGGUGGCCCAUAGCCCCAAGUGGCGGAUUUUCCUCUGGUGGAUAAUAAAUCUUUAAUUUUGGUGUUCAGCACCAAGAAGCUUC
Molecule: messenger RNA, 2304 nt
Organism: Choloepus didactylus (southern two-toed sloth)
Lineage: Eukaryota; Metazoa; Chordata; Mammalia; Pilosa; Megalonychidae
Gene: FASTKD4
Product: transforming growth factor beta regulator 4
Exons: 11
Coding region: 188-2080 (630 amino acids)
Biological process (GO): mitochondrial RNA processing; regulation of mitochondrial mRNA stability
Cellular component (GO): mitochondrial matrix; ribonucleoprotein granule
Molecular function (GO): RNA binding
Source: RefSeq, a predicted model, not a curated record